Caenorhabditis sp. 36 PRJEB53466 is the source of this 1386-nucleotide messenger RNA. NCBI's taxonomy places the organism in Eukaryota, Metazoa, Nematoda, Chromadorea, Rhabditida, Rhabditidae. The record is from the annotation of a GenBank genome assembly.
AUGGAAAGAGUGGUAGUUGAAGAUCUCGAAUCGGACAUCAAUGCUGUCAGAGACAAGUUAAGAAACAUUGACGAAAAAGUAACAACGCUCAGCGGACGGUUAGUCGAAAAAAUUUUGUGCAACAAGCAUUUCUUGUUUUCAGGGUACCACGUGCACGUAUUUCGUACAACGAUGAGCCGGAAGAAGCUCCAUUGAGAAACGUCGAACGAGGAGCUUUCGGUUUGACAAACGAAUCGUCGGCUUGGAGUACUCGGAAGGAUCACACGACUCCACAGUCGAUCGGAAGUCGCAAGCGAAUCAGGUAAGCGUCGGGGUGGACUUAUUCAGUCGUGUAAAAACUGGAUUAUAGGUUUUUUACCCGACUGAAUAAGCCGAUGAAAGUAGAGCCAGCAUUGCUGCAGCAACUAAUAUCUUUUCUUUUUCGCUCCAGCAUCGAAGACCGCAUCGAUCGAAGUGGAACACGUGGUCAAGGCCGUAGCAGCUUCGAGCACCUUCCGAAAAGACAUCGCCCUGAUUAUUUGGAAGAUGAGGCGGACAACGACGAGCACGGAACACGUCAGAAACGAUCGAUUCAAUCGACAGUCGUGAUGCCGGCGCUAGAUUCGAAGGGAAGAGAGGAGAAGAUCGAGAAGUUGAAAGAGACGGAGAACAAAGACAGCAAGCAGAGAAACCGUCGUCUCUUCUCGAGUCUCAUAAUGGGAACUCUCACUAGCUUCAAAAAGACCGAAAAGAAGACGACUCAGCAGGAGAAGCAAGAGGAGGUGGAGAAGAAGUUGGAGGAGAAAAAGAAGAAGGAUUUGGACGCGGUGAGAUUGGUACUAGGUCGAAUUUAAAACAAAUUUUUAUUUUCAGCGAAGGGAGGAGAAGCACGAGUUGUUGAAUAAGCGACGCGAGCAGGAGAAGGAGCUUCUGAGUCUACAGAGAAAGAAGGCGUUGGUUCAGUACGCUGAUCACAGAAUCAAGCAGUACAAGUUCAUGAAAGGAUCGAUUCAAACGCAGACGGACCCGAAACUCUUCUGGAAGCCGGUCAAGCAUACUGCCCGUUCGAUGGAGUUGAAGCAAGUCACCGAGAGACAUCUCGACGGUAAGUGGACUGUUUUUGGCGGCACUAAUACAUUAAAAAAUUUAGACUUAAUCAAAGAACGGGAGGAACAAUUGAACAAAGACCUGGAGACUCGCGAGAGAAAAAUGUCGGAAGAGCGUACCGGAGUGAAACAGGAGGAAGUCGGCGAGGAAGAGGAAGAAGAGUAUGAGGAGGAUGAGGAGAAGAACGAAAACGAGGACAUCGAGGUAGUGCUGAAGACGGAAGACGAUCUGAAGAGAGAAGCAGAAGAGGACGAGGAGGACAAGAUCGACGAGAUCGACGUGCAUGUCGAGCUCGAUUAA